This is a messenger RNA of Fusarium mangiferae, 1080 nucleotides long. Its product is annotated as putative NAD binding Rossmann fold oxidoreductase. Gene Ontology annotation, cellular component: cytoplasm. Gene Ontology annotation, molecular function: nucleotide binding; oxidoreductase activity. NCBI's taxonomy places the organism in Eukaryota, Fungi, Ascomycota, Sordariomycetes, Hypocreales, Nectriaceae. The coding region runs from base 1 to 1080 and encodes 359 amino acids. The transcript has 4 exons. Gene Ontology annotation, biological process: NADPH regeneration. The record is from RefSeq and is a predicted model, not a curated record.
AUGGCCUUGAUCGGCCUUGGCCGUCUCGGCGCCAUCCGUGCCCGCAUUCUCGCCUUCCAGCAGCCUCGCAUUGAACUCGUUGCUGCUUGUGACACAAAGCCUGGUAGCGACAAGUGGGUGGCUGAGAAUCUGCCUCCUACCGUCAAGUACUUUGCCGACCCUGAGGAUUGUAUGAGGAACAGUGGUGCUCAGGCCGUGCUCAUUUCCACAGCUACUGCUACGCACGCUCCCCUGAUCCUCCUAGGUCUUGACCUCGGUCUACAUGUUAUGUGCGAGAAGCCCAUUUCUGUUGACGUUAUCACUACGGAGGAGGUCCUCACAAAGGCGAAGUCGAAGCCUGAGCUCAAGUUCCUCAUUCCUUUCUGCCGAAGAUAUGACGACUCCUAUCGUUCUGCCAAGGAGCUGGUAGAAAGCGGCGCACUAGGCGACAUUCACGCCGUCGAGACCAACUGCCUCGAUCAACAAGACCCUACUGGAUUUUUUGUCACAUUCUCCGCUCAGUCCGGAGGUAUCUUUGUCGACAUGGGUGUUCACGAUAUCGAUAUCGGCCGAUACUACCUCGACGUUAAGUCCGGUCUCACCAACCCCAAGAAGCAAGUCAACCGCGUCGUCGCCAUGGGACAACAGGCUGUCUACGGCAAGCUCGCCGAGUACGGUGACUGCGACAACGGCUGGGCUCUAGUAGAGUUUGCCAACGGCAAGGUUCUCACCUCCCACUUGGGCCGUACUCUGACAAACGGUUUCGAGAGUACCACUCGCGUGUGUGGUACAAAGGCGCACUCUGUUAUCAAUGGCAACUCGACGAUCAACCGUGUCGAGGUUCGCGAUGCUCACGGUGUACGAACAGCUACUACACCCGAUGCCUUUGUGCUUUACGACAAGUCCUUUCUGAACGAUCUUGCGGAGUUUGCUACUGCUGUUCUCGACAAUAAGCCUCUUACUUGCACACCAGAUGAUGCAUACGAGGCUGCCAAGAUCGCCACGGCUUUGCAGUACUCGUUCCGAAGUGGUGUCCCUGUAUACUUUGAUGAUGAGGGUAGACCUGUCUUGGACACUCCCAAAGUGAACGGUGCAGCAUAA